This is a messenger RNA of Rangifer tarandus platyrhynchus (Svalbard reindeer), 1026 nucleotides long. The record is from the annotation of a GenBank genome assembly. NCBI's taxonomy places the organism in Eukaryota, Metazoa, Chordata, Mammalia, Artiodactyla, Cervidae.
AUGGCUCCCGACUCGGGCCUCUCCGCCUCUCCGGCUAAGUGCAGACGGAGAGCCUGGGAUGCGAGCGAGCGCGGGGUCCGGGGCUGCGCGGGGCGGGUGCCGAGCACAUUGCUCCUGCUGCUCACCUACCUGACUUACCUGGUCCUGGGCAGCUGCGUAUUCUGGGUGCUGGAGAGCCCCGCGGCGCACGAUUCCAGCAAGAAAUUCCAGCACGAGAAGUGGGCGCUGCUGCGGAACUUCACGUGUCUGGAUGGCCCGGCGCUGGACUCGCUGAUCCGGGGCAUCAUCGAGGCAUACAGAAAUGGGGACAUCGUCCUCGGCAACACGACCAGCAUGGGACGCUGGCAGUUCGUGGGUUCCUUCUUCUUCUCCGUGUCCACCAUCACCACCAUCGGCUACGGCAACCUGAGCCCCCGCACGAUGGCCGCGCGGCUCUUCUGCAUCUUCUUUGCCCUCGUGGGGAUCCCGCUCAACCUCGUGGUGCUCAACCGCCUGGGGCACUGCAUGCUGCAGGGCGUGCACCGCUGCGCCCGCAGGCUGGGGGGCGCCUGGAAGGACCCGGCCAAGGCCCGGUGGCUGGCGGGCUCCAGCGCCCUCCUGUCGGGCCUCCUGCUUUUCCUGCUGUUGCCCCCGCUGCUCUUCAACCGCAUGGAAGGCUGGACCUACGUGGAGGGCUUCUACUUCUCCUUCGUCACCCUCAGCACCGUGGGCUUCGGCGACUACGUGAUUGGAAUGAACCCCUCCCGGAAUUACCCGCUGUGGUACCAGAACACCGUGUCACUGUGGAUCCUCUUUGGGAUGGCGUGGCUGGCCUUGAUCAUCAAACUGAUCCUCUCCUUACUGGAGGCUCCACAAGAAUUGUACUCCUGCUACCCACAGAGUUUCAAGGGGAACUUCAAGCCCCAAAGCUGGAGGCAGAGCCUGGAUGAGCAGGCAGGACCCCACUCCCCACAGCCAAACUGCUCUCCAGAGGGGCAGCACCCAGAACCUUCUACUCAAGUCUCAUGCUGCGAAAAGGACAGCUAG